Molecule: messenger RNA, 3043 nt
Organism: Pectinophora gossypiella (pink bollworm)
Lineage: Eukaryota; Metazoa; Arthropoda; Insecta; Lepidoptera; Gelechiidae
Gene: FNSI
Exons: 7
Coding region: 638-1672 (344 amino acids)
Source: RefSeq, a predicted model, not a curated record
CGCGCGCCAGUUUCACUCCGAUCGCCGAGCGACCCGCGCACUCGUUGGCUCUGCUCGCUUUCUCCACGCUGCGCCGUGCUCGAGGCAGAACUGUUUCGACACGCCACUCGGUUGCGAAAGUCUGCGCGAUGAUAUACAAGUGAGAGCCGACAUCGGACGCCAGGGUAACGCUCAUCGCGCACGGUGAGCCAGUUUAUUCACGAGAGACAUUUAAACUCGCCAGCUGUGAGGGACGGGGGGCGCGCGACGCCGUAGAGUCGCACACGCGGGAGCAACGUUUCCUACAUUAACUUACUUCUGUGACGAAGGGACAAAAACCAAUUUUUAAUGUGUCAAGUCAGUAUAGCUUAUUGCUGCUACGUCAGAUCGCAGAACGCCUCGAGCAGGAACUACAAGGUUAUGCAAAUGAGUUCUGAACGCUUCUAUACCAGGGGUAAUCAAAAGACCAUUCACAACUUCAAUAAACUUUAACGUAAGUUGUACCGUAAGGUGUUUCAAGUGCUUAUCUAUCGUAUUCGUUUAUUUAUCGUUCAGUGUCGCGAUCGCUAAUUGCUAAUUACUGUGGGAGUAGAGUGAUAAGAAGCGAGGUGUUCGCGCGUGUGACAAGUGAUUAGAUCAGCCGGUGCCAGCAGCUAGGAUGGCGGCCCCGCAGGAGGAGUCGCUGCUCGCGCGCUGCGAGAUCCCCAUCAUUGACCUCGCCCACAUAGGCACGGACAUAUGUCCUAUGAAAUCAGUGGUACGUCGCAUCGGCCAGCAGUUGUAUGCAGCACUCAGCGGGAAAGGAUUGGCGUUGCUCGUCAACCACGGCAUCGCUGAAGAAAAGCUGAAGGCAGUGUACGCGGACCUGGACAACUUUUGCGCUCUGCCCGAGGCUUGCCAGGCGCAGUACCUCCGCAACGCGGACAGUAACCACGGCUACGUCAAGCCCGGCACGGAGCAGUUUGAUACCACCAAGAAGGAGUUGCGUCACCUGUUCAACAUCACGACCCUGUCGGCGGCGGCGAUGCCCGCUGACGAGGAAGUGCCAGAGUUCACCAAGCAUGCUGUGCCGCUGGCUCAUGACCUCACCAACCUCUCGCGAAUGCUGCUUCAGGCACUUGCCUAUGCUUUUGGUCUACCCCCUGCGACCCUGCUGAACUGCCACUCCGGGAUGCUGAAGAGCGACGGCACCAACAAGUCGACGAUGCGCCUGUUGUACUAUCCCCCGGUGCCUCCGGAGGACGAGGGUCCCUGCUGCGGUGGAGGCACGCCCUACACGCGGUGCGGUGCUCACGCAGACUACGGCACCUUCACUCUCCUCGCGCAGGACUCUGAGGGCGGGCUUGAGGUGAAGUUGAACGGCAGUGAGAAGUGGCAGUCUGUGGGACACCUACCAGGUGCCAUCCUCGUUCAGACGGGCGAACUUCUCGCCAACUGGACCACCGACAUCCUGCCCGCUCUUAUGCACCGCGUAGUGGUACCGUCCGGCGCGUACGCCCGUGCUCGCGCGCGUCAUUGCGUCGCGUUUUUCUGCCACCCCGACAACGACGCGAAGCUGCCGACGCUGCCCCUACGCGCGGCGCCCGCGCCCCCGCCGCCCGUGUUCACCCCGCACACUCACCUCACGCUGCACCACCGCCUGCUCAACGCGGCCCAUCACCUCCAGAAGCGGUUCCGGGAGACGUACGCGUGACUAGUGCGCGGCGGUGACAAGCGCGCGUACGAUUUCGCCGCUACGCGUUAACAGCUGACACCGCUAUACGAAAAUAUAAACGACGAAGAAAACUAAAUCUUCGUCAGAAACUAGAGAAACUAGUUAAAUUAAUAUUGGCAAUCGGCUUGUACCAGCCCAGUAAUUAUAAUAAAACCGUCGUUUGCACAAAAGACGAACUUGUAUCGUGAAUCGAUUGGUCUCCCUUAACUUGGCAGACAGUGGGCCGGAUUAGAAUAGGCUAUGUCUAACUAGCAUUUACACGAAGCAUUUUGUACUUAUUUGCAGUUAAAGUGGUAUCCUGUUCAAUAAUAAAGACAUGAAGUGUCUUUCUUCUACCAACGUGUAUUGUAGUCUAUAUCAGCUGAUUAGACUACUAAGUUUCUUUAACGACAAGACUCGUUUAAUCAUUCCCAUGGCAUUUCCCGUGUUGCGGAGUCCCAAUGAGUAAUUUUUCGCAUUUUGAGCGAUUUUUUUCCUUCUUUUACAUGUUUGGUCAUUUUAAUAUAGUUGUUUAGCAAUUAGCGACGUGCAUACGAUUUUUUACUAUAGUAUUUUGCUUUUUAUAACCCUAUUGUAUUGCUUCCUCAUUAUCUGUAUCUUAUUGUUAGUAUAAAUUAUUGUUUAUUAUUAUCGUAUUUAUUGUGCUGUUCUGUCACAGCUACUUACUACACUUAAAAGUAAAUCGUGUGAUGACUUUAUUAGCUCAAUUUUAGUCCGUGUACCUACUUAAGUAUACGAUUGUGUUCGUGCAUCGAAAUUUUUAUAUUAUUAUAGAUAAUUAAUUAGAAAUGACAACGUCAUUUAACAGUACUUAAUUGACAGUCAAUAUUAACUUGCCUCGAUUGUGAACAUGACAGAUUUUGAUAUCUACUUAAUUGGUAAUGAUGAUACUUAAUUGCGUAUUGAAAUAAGGUUUAAAGUACACACUAAUAAUUCUAUACCGUCUUGUAAAGUUCAUGGUUAAAGAAGACAAAGCAUUUUAGUUCCCACGUCAUAAAAAUAACUUAGAUAUAAUGUAUGCCUAUUACAGUCCUACAAUCUAUUAAGUACUUUGUCUUAUUUUACCAUGACCAACUUGCUUUUUCGCCACAUGUUGUUCUAAAAAUCACUACGCAUGGUCAGAUAACUUUAUGGUGUUACCUUAAAUUAAAUUACUUACUUUUUAAAAAGAGAUCUCUAAAAAAGCAGUUACUAUAUAGGCAUGGUUUUACGUUAUCUAUUAAUUGGCAUUGUAAACUAGUGUUUCGUCCAAUGACAUUAUAGUACCUCUUUACAUUGUUCUUGUUGCAAUAUUGUGUUUCUUAAUCUUGACUUUUUAUGAAUAAAUAAAUGCGCUGAUUACUUAAGCAA